GCCAGGAGCCAGAGGGACAGCCCCCAUCUCCUCCUCCCCCUCCCCCUUUUCUCAGCCUCCUUUAAUCCUAGGCUGCCACCCCACGCAGAGCAGUCCAGGGAGCUGAGCUGGUGGCCUCGGAAGGAACCCCCGAGCCACUUCUGCCGAAGGCCCGAGAGGCGCCCGAGCGGAAUCUUCUUCAUCCGAGACAUCUCCUGGGCCGGAGCCGCGGGGCGCCGGGGAGAGGUAGAGAGUCUCAGGUGAGCCAGGCAGGGAGACAGACGGAGAGGGAGAGAGGCGGAGAGCGCGCGCAGCCCCUCCGCACCCAGCACCGUCUCCCAAGACUCUCGGCGUCUUCAUCUAGCCGGAGAACCACAGCCCUCGAUUGGGCUCCGCUCUGAGGUCUGCCCUUUCUCACUGACUCCCACCUUGGAAAGAUGGAACCCCAGGAGAGCGCCGUCCAGUACAGCCGAUGGAACAACAGCCAGGAUGAGGUCAGCAUGAGCGUGUCGACCCCGGAGAGCUCGGGCUGUGAGCGGGUCUACAAUAAACUAUGCACCGGGAAGCUGGGCAUUGCGAUGAAGGUGGUAGGCGGAAUCGUUCUGUUCUGGGUCAUCUUCAUCAUCGGCUACGUCACCGGGUACUACAUCCACAAGUGCAAGUAGCACUUGUCUGAGCCUGCUGGACACCUUUUCCGAGGAGACCUCCACUCACCCAGAGACCUCUUACUACCUGGCCAAAGACCAUCAGGCCAAGGCUGGCCCUUGGGGGCACACACACCUAUAGAGAUAGAUACACACACAUAUAUACACACACACACACACAAAGGGACAAAUAUAGACACAUAGUCUCUUUUCAGAGAAAGAGAAGAUACCCUGAAACAAAUAGAGGGAGAGA
Messenger RNA from Gracilinanus agilis (Agile Gracile Mouse Opossum), 876 nucleotides. RefSeq names its product small integral membrane protein 1 (Vel blood group) (gene SMIM1). Lineage: Eukaryota; Metazoa; Chordata; Mammalia; Didelphimorphia; Didelphidae. The transcript is spliced from 3 exons. Bases 417 to 644 code for a protein of 75 amino acids. The record is from RefSeq and is a predicted model, not a curated record.